GUUUUUAAGCAGUUGCUUGAGUUGAAUAGUCCUUGAUCCAGUGAAGUGAACAUGUCUCUGCUUUGCUGCCUCAUUGUGGUGAUGGUUUUGCCCUGCGGAUAUUUCGCUCAAAUUUUGAAACAGGCUGAAACAUCCGUUACUAAAGUUCCUGGUAAAACCGGCAGAAUCAAAUGCGAAACACAAAAUAUAAAGAUCAGCAACAGUAACCCCCUUCACUGGUACCAGCAGAAACCUGGCCAGCAGCCCACUAGAGUACUCUAUUAUGGGGAAAGCACAUAUCGGGAUCCGGGAUUUGGUGCAUUGUUUAAAGCCGGGAAGAAUAGAGAGAACGAUUUCUACCUCACAAUCGACAAAGUGAAGCCAGAGGACGCGGCCACGUAUUACUGCGCGUACUGGGAUACAGGCUACGCAUAUGUGAAAGUCUUCGGCACCGGGACUAAACUCAUUGUCACAGACAAACUUGCUGUGAAACCAACAAUUCGCCUUUUCCCACCCAAUUCCACGGAAAUGAAGAGUAAGAAAAAAGCCUUGGUGGUCUGUCUCCUGACUGGAUUCUUCCCCGAGGUCAUCAGAGUUGAGUGGACAAUCGAUGGUGAGGGGAAAGCUAGAGAGGAAAGAGUGUUCACAGACCCAGUGGUGAAACAGGGGAACGAUGCUUACUCGGUGAUCAGCCGCCUGGAAGUCACCGAGCUCCAGUGGGAAAGCAAGAAUAUCAACUGCAAAGCGGACCAUGAAGGAGGCUCAGGGACUGCAAUGAUCAACAAGGACUAUAAAACCGAUAUGAAAAAACCUUCAGCUCCCACGUGUCCGCCCCCUGUUUCGGAAGCAGCAGAGAACGCGUCUGAAGUGCUAUCGGAACCGCCUUUGAACGCGCUGCAGGUAGCUACCUUUACAUACACACUGCUGUUAAUGAAGAGCGUGGUUUACUGCGGCAUCAUCUCCUUCGUCCUUUACAGGGUGGAGUACCGUGACACCAAGAAGCCACUUUAACCGGUACCCAUUGACCUCUGUUUUAAGAUUUUGAUCUAUUUGGCUCCCUUUGCCUGUUUCUACCCAGAGAUUAUACUCAAUGUUGUCAGUUUAGGAACAGUUUACAACUGUCAGGAGAGGGGUUUAUCUUCGGGUUCGUGUGUGGAUAAUGAUCAGACUGUCUUCAGAUAAUUAACUCUGUGUUCAUCAAAUUAAUGUGUUGUUUCUGUAGCCUUAGUUGAUUUUUAAGUGUUUGUUACUGUCCAAUCCAAUGCUGCCUUUUUUGAAUAAUUUGCUACAAUUAAAUUGUUAUAAUUCUCUUGUAACUUUACGUUAUAAAUUCUGCAAAUUUGACAAUAAUAAAACAUCUUUCAAACGUA
This is a messenger RNA of Carcharodon carcharias (great white shark), 1349 nucleotides long. Its product is annotated as immunoglobulin lambda-1 light chain-like. The record is from RefSeq and is a predicted model, not a curated record. Lineage: Eukaryota; Metazoa; Chordata; Chondrichthyes; Lamniformes; Lamnidae. The transcript has 6 exons. The coding region runs from base 52 to 990 and encodes 312 amino acids.